Paramacrobiotus metropolitanus is the source of this 1945-nucleotide messenger RNA. RefSeq lists its product as uncharacterized. Gene Ontology annotation, biological process: protein ubiquitination; modification-dependent protein catabolic process. Gene Ontology annotation, cellular component: cytoplasm; nucleus. The coding region runs from base 541 to 1794 and encodes 417 amino acids. The transcript has 4 exons. Lineage: Eukaryota; Metazoa; Tardigrada; Eutardigrada; Parachela; Macrobiotidae. Gene Ontology annotation, molecular function: ubiquitin protein ligase binding; protein tag activity. The record is from RefSeq and is a predicted model, not a curated record.
GUAAGCCGCAGACUUACAAAUUGUUAGCCGCUAUCUCAGGCUCUCAGUCGGCUAUUGCAAUGUCACUGUUGCCUAGGCCGCUGUUUCGGAAUUUUAUAGAGACUUUCGCCGAAAGUACGAGUGAAAGUACGUACAUACGCUGACAACAUCGGAUAAUAACGCAUAAUACAUUGUUAUCAUAAUAAAUAUUAUUAGCAUCAUUAUUAUUGCAUACUUCUAUGGAUCUUCCGUGGUUUUCGCGAGUUGGCUUGCCGUUUUUUGCCAGUACCGACAUAUGGAAUUUUGUCGAUAUUUUUCUGUGUGUCAGUGUGCGAUUCUCCCGGUGAAAUUUUUAUUUUUUAUUGGCUUGAUUCUCUCGUCAUCUUGAUGGACUUUAUAAAGAUUUUUUUGUCGUGACCUUUAAUUCUGCUGAUAUCACGGAAGACAGGGCGCUGUGAAUAAUUUGUCAGCUGAGCGGCCGCCCGGCAGCGUUUAUUCCUCGUAUUUCCUUCAUAAUUCAAACUGUGCUCCAAAUCGGUGACGUUCACGGCCCAGGCCACGAUGGCCGAGGGCCCCGGGGAGUGUCCGGAGAAGCCGCCGGACAGCGGCGGCGACGGCUACAAAAUCAAGCACUCCACCGAGUACCAUCUGGCCAGUCAGGACGGCGCCGCCGGGGCCGGCCACUUUACCAUCACCUUCCCGGAUCUGGACAGCCUGCGCUCCCCGCAUCCCAACCGCAUGGGUGAGCAGUUGAAGCUGGAGCGGGGGGUGCUGGAUCUGCUGACGCACUACCAGCUGGCCUGCAUGGAUUCCAAGGACGGCGAUUUUAUGACGUGCCGGGCGAUGUAUACGUUUCAGAAGGACGCACAGGAGCUGCAGUCAAUGGCGCUGAAUGAUUACGGCCAGGGAAGGCUGCAAAGCGUGCGGGUGGCCACGACGGGGCAUGAGAUUGCGCCCAUACCCGCCUGGAUGGACAACGGCAUCAGUCUGCAGAUGUUCUUUCAGAAAAAGUGUACAUCAAAGCGCGGCACCCAGUCGACGCCGGGUGGCGACAACAAGCAGGGCUACAAGAUUCCCUGGCGCGCCAGUAUUCAGCUGGAGCGCGUCCCCGACAACUGCAUCCUGACGGCGGUGCAGUUGGCCUUCAUCAACUCGGACCAGGCCACGGGCAGUCCCAGUGUGCAGAUCGAAAUCUCCUCCACCAACGCCACCAAUAUGUACUUUGUCAACGAUAAACUACGCAGCAUCAACGGCCAGACGUACUGCGAGUGCUACGCACGCGGAGCUGGGACUGUUCCGCGACGCCUACUGCUUCGUCAGUAUGCGGGUGCCAUUGCGCCGCUUCCUGCAGGAAUUGUUGGGCGGAUUCCGGCGCACCAUUCCCGAGUAUACAACAGCCACGGCGGCCAGCGCUAUCGCGGCCGACCGACCCGAGACGGUGGCGCUGGAAACCCGCCAGGGCAGCAUCCGGACCGAGCGGAAGGUCCUCGUCACCAUCUGCCCAAAGAUGUGCGCCAUCUUCGCCAAGGGCGAACACGGCAAAGUGGCCACCUGGGAGAUGGACUACAGCAAGGACGUGGUGGAGUCCGUCGUCGGCUCCACCCCUGCCAACAAAUGCGCCAAACCAAAACCCCUCUCUGGCGAACCGCGCCGCAUCGCGCCUUUCUUCCUGUACGAAACCAUGAAGUUCUCCCUCAGCUGGGAUAUCCCGCAGCUGAAGCUCUGGGCGCAGGUGGCGUUCCUGGAACGUCUCUGCUACCCCGGUGUCGAUCUCGAGCAGAUCCCGGUCCUGGAUGCGGUGCGCAUCGUGUGUGACUACGCUGAAACGGAGGAAGUCGGGAGCCGGAUGAUCCUGUGUGGAUUAGUCAUUGUGCUGAAUAUUAUGCAUUCCUGUACCGCGCUGAAUGACUGUCAUGCGUUGAAAGAUCUGGAACGGUUGAUGGCGCCGAAACGGACGCUGUGGAAG